CAGAAAAAAAGGGAAAAAGGAAAACCCAUCAAUCUCUCUCUCUCUAAAGAAAUGCUCUAAAGCAUUAGAGCAUUUCUUGGCAUAAAAUUAUGCAACUAGUAAUUGGGAAUCUGCUUCUGCUAGUUCCUUGUUUAUUAAUAUAUUAGGAUAAGCUAAUUGUUGAUUGUUGGUGUUAGAUAUUGAUUCCUUGAAAUAUAAACAAAGUUACUCUAUUUAUUUAAAUAGAGAUUUGUCAGCUUUCUUCUUUUUCUUUUUGUUGCUUAAUGGUUACUCGAAUUCAGUUCAAGAAAGAGAUGCUUACUUAAUAUUCUGUCUGUAUAUUACUAUAUUUUACUUGUUUUUGAAAGAAUACAUGGAUUUUUAAGAUUCAAUAAAACCAAAAACAAUCUCUUCCUAGUACCCCUUUUAUUGGCUUUUGUCUACAGUUUAUACUAGAUUGCUGAUUUCAGAAACUUUUUGUCUGUGCUCUGCUGCUCCUGUAGAAAUAUAACACUUUGAAGAGAGAAUUUAUUUGUGGAUCCUCGAUCAUGGCCAAGAGGGAGGGAGUAAAUGGGCUUCCACAAGGGCAUGAGGCAAGCACAUCAACAGGCCAUGAAGAGGAGGAGAAGAAGUCUAUCAUAAAUGGGAAAGGGAACCCACAAGAUACAGAGCAGAGCAAAGGAGAUGACAAAACUAAUUCAGUUCCAUUCUAUAAGCUAUUUUCAUUUGCAGAUCCAACAGAUAUUAUAUUGAUGAUUGUUGGUACAAUUGGUGCUGUUGGUAAUGGGUUAUCACUGCCCAUUAUGACAAUAUUGCUUGGUGAUACUAUUAAUGCCUUCGGACAAAACCAAAAUAACCAAGAUGUGGUAGAAGUAGUUUCUAAGGUGUCUCUAAAAUUUGUCUACAUGGCAGUAGGGACUGCCGUGGCAUCAUUUCUUCAGGUGACUUGUUGGAUGGUCACAGGAGAAAGACAGGCUGCAAGAAUAAGGGGUUUGUAUUUGAAAACUAUAUUGAGGCAAGAUAUAGCAUUUUUCGAUAAGGAAACAAAUACUGGAGAGGUUAUUGGUAGAAUGUCAGGUGACACUGUUCUUAUACAAGAUGCCAUGGGAGAAAAGGUUGGGAAAUUUAUACAGCUUGUAUCAACAUUCGUUGGAGGCUUUGUAAUAGCAUUUAUAAAGGGAUGGCUUCUUACCCUUGUCUUGUUGUCGUCUAUUCCCCUUCUAGUGAUAGCAGGUGGAGCCAUGUCCAUCACAAUAUCUAAGAUGGCAUCCCGUGGACAAACUGCUUAUGCAAAAGCAGCAACUGUAGUUGAGCAGACUAUUGGCUCGAUCAGAACUGUUGCAUCAUUUACUGGGGAGAAGCAAGCUAUAAGUAAUUACAAGAAGUUUUUAGUUACCGCUUAUAAUUCAGGUGUUCAUGAAGGCUUCGCUACAGGAUUCGGUCUUGGCUUUGUAUUGUUGAUAAUAUUCAGCACUUAUGCUUUGGCAAUAUGGUCUGGUGGAAAGAUGAUACUGCAUAAGGGAUACUCAGGAGGUGACGUUCUUAAUGUGAUGCUUGCUGUGUUGACUGGUUCCAUGUCGUUGGGGCAGGCUUCUCCUUGUAUGAGCUCAUUUGCUGCAGGACAAGCUGCAGCAUAUAAAAUGUUUGAGACUAUUAAUAGAAAGCCAGAAAUAGAUGCUUCUGACUUGAGGGGAAAGAUAUUGGAUGACAUUCGUGGAGAUAUAGAGUUCAGAAAUGUAUAUUUCAGUUAUCCGGCCAGACCAGAUGAGCAAAUAUUUAGUGGGUUCUCUCUUUCGAUUCCAAGUGGCACAACUGCAGCUUUGGUUGGACAGAGUGGAAGUGGGAAGUCAACAGUAAUCAGUCUGAUAGAGAGAUUUUAUGAUCCACAAGCUGGUGAAGUUCUUAUAGAUGGCAUAAAUCUGAAAGAGUUUCAGCUAAAGUGGAUUAGGGAAAAAAUUGGACUUGUCAGUCAGGAGCCUGUGUUGUUUACAGCAAGCAUUAGGGAUAAUAUUGCAUAUGGUAAAGAUGGAGCUACUAUUGAUCAGAUAAGAGCUGCAGCUGAACUUGCCAAUGCCGCAAAAUUCAUUGAUAAACUACCUCAGGGACUAGAUACUAUGGCUGGUGAGCAUGGAACUCAGCUAUCUGGUGGACAGAAGCAAAGGAUUGCAAUAGCAAGGGCCAUUUUAAAAGAUCCAAGGAUUUUACUUCUAGAUGAAGCCACAAGUGCACUUGAUGCAGAAUCUGAAAGAGUAGUUCAGGAGGCAUUAGAUAGGAUUAUGGUCAAUCGAACAACUGUAAUCGUUGCUCAUCGUCUUAGUACAAUUAGGAAUGCCGAUGUGAUUGCUGUCAUUCAUCGUGGAAAGAUGAUUGAAAAAGGCUCGCAUUCAGAACUACUUAUGGAUCCUGAAGGAGCGUACUCUCAGCUUAUACGUUUACAAGAGGUAAAUAAAGACUCAGAACAUGCAGCAGACGACCAUAUUAGACCAGAACGUUCAUCUGAAUCUUUCAGACAAUCGAGUCGGAGAAUUUCACUACAUCGAUCAAUUAGUCGGGGAUCAUCUGGAGUUGGGAAUAACAGUCGCCAUUCUUUCUCAGUAUCAUUUGGUUUACCUGAAGAGCAAGAAGUUUCUACUCAAGAAAAAGCUCCAGAGGUCCCACUCAGCCGCCUUGCAUAUCUCAACAAGCCUGAGAUUCCGGUGCUUGUAAUUGGAACUAUAGCUGCCAGUAUCAAUGGUGUGCUAUUUCCAAUUUUUAGUAUACUACUUUCUAGAGUGAUUAAAUCAUUUUAUGAACCACCUCAUGAAUUGCGAAAGGAUACAAGUUUCUGGGCAUUAAUGUUUGUGAUAAUUGGUGUGGUAUCACUUUUAGUAGUUCCAUCACAAUAUUACUUCUUUGCUGUGGCUGGAAGUAGACUAAUUCAACGGAUCCGAUCCAUUUGUUUUGAGAAGGUGGUUCAUAUGGAAGUGGGUUGGUUUGAUGAACCUGCACAUUCAAGUGGUGCAAUUGGUGCUAGGCUUUCUGCAGAUGCAGCAAAAGUGCGUGCUCUAGUUGGAGAUGCACUAGCUCAGUUGGUUCAAAACAUUGCGUCAGCAGUAGCGGGUCUAGUUAUUGCCUUCACUGCAAGUUGGCAAUUGGCCUUAAUUAUUCUUGUAUUAAUUCCUCUCAUAGGUGUAAAUGGAUAUGUUCAAGCAAAGUUCUUGCAAGGGUUCAGCAAAGAUGCGAAGGUUUUGUACGAGGAAGCAAGCCAAGUUGCAAAUGAUGCGGUAGGGAGUAUAAGAACUGUUGCCUCUUUCUGUGCAGAAGGAAAGGUGAUGCAACUGUACAAAAAGAAAUGUGAAGGCCCUAUGAAGACAGGAAUAAGGACAGGGCUUGUAAGUGGGACAGGAUUUGGAGUAUCAUUCUUCUUGAUGUAUUCUGUCUAUGCUAUCAGUUUUUAUGCAGGAGCUCAACUUGUCAAGCAUGGGAAAACAACAUUCACAGAUGUUUUUCAAGUUUUCUUUGCAUUAACCAUGGCAGCUGUUGGAAUUUCUCAAUCAAGUUCUUUGAAUCCUGACUCUGCCAAAGCCAAGAGUGCUGCUGCUUCCAUAUUUUCAAUCAUUGACCGAAAGUCAAAGAUAGAUCCGAGUGAUGAGUCAGGAACCAUAUCAGAGGAUGUGAGAGGAGAAAUUGAGCUUCGUCAUGUAAGCUUCAAGUAUCCAUCUAGACCAGAUAUUCAAAUAUUCCGAGACCUCAGCUUGGCAAUUCAUUCUGGCAAGACCGUGGCCUUAGUUGGAGAAAGCGGAAGCGGGAAAUCAACAGUCAUUUCGUUGUUGCAGAGAUUUUAUGAUCCUGACUCGGGUCAUAUAACUCUAGAUGGUGUUGAAAUUCAAAGUCUCCAGAUUAAGUGGUUGAGACAGCAGAUGGGGCUCGUAAGCCAAGAACCAGUACUGUUUAAUGAUACAAUCCGUGCCAAUAUUGCGUACGGAAAGGAUGGGAAUGCAACUGAAGCAGAAAUUAUAGCUGCAUCAGAGCUGGCCAAUGCACACAAGUUCAUUAGUAGCUUACAACAGGGGUAUGAUACUGUUGCAGGUGAGCGAGGUGUCCAAUUGUCGGGUGGGCAAAAACAAAGGGUAGCCAUUGCUCGAGCAAUAGUAAAAAGUCCAAAGAUACUGCUAUUAGAUGAGGCUACUAGCGCUCUUGAUGCUGAAUCUGAAAGAGUGGUUCAAGACGCAUUAGACCGAGUAAUGGUGAACAGGACAACAGUUGUAGUAGCACAUCGGUUAUCUACAAUCAAGAACGCUGAUGUUAUUGCGGUGGUUAAAAAUGGAGUUAUAGCAGAGAAAGGAAAGCAUGAGACUUUGAUCAAUAUCAAAGAUGGUGUUUAUGCUUCUUUAGUAGCACUUCACAUGAGUGCCUCAACUGCAUGACCUACUACCCAUUUUUUCAAAUUCAGCAAUUAUAGUUUUGGUGGAUGCAACCCCUUAUUUACAAAAUGUAAUUUAUAUUCUUUUUCUGAGAAACGUAUACUGUACUUCCAAAUAAAUAACCAGAUCCUACAUUGAAUUGAAUGCCAAUUUUCUCAAGCA
Messenger RNA from Jatropha curcas, 4544 nucleotides. The record is from RefSeq and is a predicted model, not a curated record. NCBI's taxonomy places the organism in Eukaryota, Viridiplantae, Streptophyta, Magnoliopsida, Malpighiales, Euphorbiaceae.